AUGGUGCCCCUCGGCAAGGAGCGCGCUCCGGCGCCGUCCACGACGUCGUCCGCGCAGCACUCGCGUAGGCGCGCCGGCGUCAUCCGGCAGGCGCAGCCGGAGGCGCCUGGGCAUCAGCUCGCCGCCUCGCACGCUGCUUCAGAGAAGCGCAAGGCCAACAAGAUGACGCCGAUGGAGCGCAGGGCGAAGCGCGCGGCCGACGAAAAGCGGCGCUGGCACGAGAAGCGCAAGGCGACGCGCGAGUCCGCCGCCAAGUUCAGCAUGGCGAGCGAGGACCCCGAGAAGGUGAUUGCAUCGCUGCUCGAUGAGCUCGUGGCCGAGGUGGCGGAAGUUCGCGACGAGGUGGACGAGGGUGAGCUUCAGGAGGAACUGGAGAAGCUGGUGAUUGCGCGUAGCGGCUCGCCGUUGCUCGAGGACACGGGCACAUGCGAGGCCGCCGAGCUCGAGCUGCGCGCAGACGGCUACGGCGCGGCGCGCGGCGACGACGAGCCGAGCUCAAAAAGAGGACGGGACAGCCUCUGCACCCUCGCGGCGACGCGCUGGCACGAGCUUGACGGCUACCACUUUGAGCGGUACCGCCAGGAGUUUGGAAAGAUGUACGCGACGGCUGAAGAGGCGGCAGCGCGUGAGGCCGCCUUCAACAAGAAGCUCAAGGAGGUUCGCUCGCACAACGCUGCCGGCCAUUCGUGGAAGCGCGGCGUCAACCACCUCACCGACCGCACGCCUGAGGAGCUCUCCGUGCUGCACGGCCUCGACCGCGCUCUCCUCUUUUCGCAGAAGCACGCUCUCAGCACCGCCAAGCCGGCGCGCCCCUUUACCAAGGCCGACGAGGUCCCGAGCGGCGUCGACUGGCGGCGGCAGGGCGCGGUGACGCCCGUCAAGAACCAGGGCCACUGCGGCUCGUGCUGGACGUUCGCCUCGGCCGAGACGGUCGAGUCGCGCUGGUUUCUCAAGACGGGGGAGCUGCAGGACCUCUCCGAGCAGUUCAUUCUCGACUGCACGCCCAACCCGCACGCCUGCGGCGGCACGGGCGGCUGCGGCGGCGGCACGGCGGCGCUCGCAUACGAGCGCCUCAAAGCGCUCGGCGGCCUGCCCUCGGAAUGGGUUUAUCCCUACCUGGCCGGCCAGACUAGCGGCGGAGACACAAAGUGCCACGGGCUGCCGCUCGGCGGGCUCGAGCAGCCGCACGGCGGCGCGGUGGCCAAGGCGGCCAACGUGUCGGGCCACGUCUCGCUCGAGCCAAACUCGUACGACGCGGUCAUGCACGCGCUCACGGCGGGGCCUCUCGCGGUGUCGGUCGACGCGGGCGGCUGGCACGACUACGAGGAGGGCGUCUUCGGCGGCGGCAACCACAGCCACCCCAGGCUCGACCACCUGGUGCAGCUGGUGGGCUACGGCACGACGCCAGCGGGCGCAGACUACUUUCUGGUCCGCAACUCUUGGACGCCGCGGUGGGGCGAGGGCGGGUACAUGAAGGUCGCGCGGUCGAGGGACGCGCCGUGCGGCGUCGACCUGCACCCGAUGGACGGCGACGGCUGCAAGGGCGGGCCGGCGACGGUCAAGGUCUGCGGCCAGAGCGGCAUCCUGUACGAUGGCGUGUACCCGCUCGUGUAGAUCGAGAGCGAGAGCGUAUCCGUAUGAUCGGUACGAAUGUAUUGAGUGUUGAGUCGGGUUGUGUUUGACCCGACUCCCGUUGUCGGACUCGCCGGUGGGGCUCGGAGCUGAACAGCUGUCGAGGCGCCCGCGAGCGCCGCACAUAUGCGUCGAGUUCGAGGCAGGCUGCCUAUGUAUGUUUGUCUCGUGUAUGUGUCCCAGUGUCCGUGUGUGAGAAACCCGAGACAGAGAAGAAAA
Molecule: messenger RNA, 1851 nt
Organism: Emiliania huxleyi CCMP1516
Lineage: Eukaryota; Haptophyta; Isochrysidales; Noelaerhabdaceae
Exons: 4
Coding region: 1-1614 (537 amino acids)
Cellular component (GO): lysosome
Molecular function (GO): cysteine-type endopeptidase activity
Source: RefSeq, a predicted model, not a curated record